Messenger RNA from Magnolia sinica, 839 nucleotides. RefSeq names its product dehydration-responsive element-binding protein 1B-like. The record is from RefSeq and is a predicted model, not a curated record. Gene Ontology annotation, molecular function: DNA-binding transcription factor activity; DNA binding. The transcript has a single exon. Bases 95 to 772 code for a protein of 225 amino acids. Gene Ontology annotation, biological process: regulation of DNA-templated transcription. NCBI's taxonomy places the organism in Eukaryota, Viridiplantae, Streptophyta, Magnoliopsida, Magnoliales, Magnoliaceae.
CCGAACACUCCCAAAAAUCAAAACCAAACCAAAUCAGCUUCUGUUUUCAUCACUCCUCACUCAACACUACAGCUACUAUCACUUUCCACUUACUAUGGAAACCUUCUUCAGCUGUGAUUAUGAUUUCUACCCAUGUUAUGCUUCCGACAAUUCCUCGACGUCCAUCAGCAGCACCCGUCUCACCAUCUCGGAUGAGGAAGUAUACUCCACCGUGGCAACUAGUGGCCCGAAGCGACGGGCCGGGCGGAAGAAGCUCCAUGAGACACGGCAUCCCGUCUAUAACGGCGUCAGGCGGAGGAAUGGGGGAAAAUGGGUAUGCGAGGUGCGCGAGCCAAACAAGAAGUCCCGUAUAUGGCUUGGGACAUUUCCGACGGCUGAGAUGGCCGCUCGGGCUCAUGACGUUGCUGCGAUGGCUCUCAGGGGACGAAGGGCAUGCCUCAAUUUCGCUGAUUCCGCAUGGCGUUUGCCUGUGCCAACGUCCAGCAGUGCUAAGGACAUAAAGAAGGCUGCUGCAGAGGCUGCGGAAGCUUUCCGGCCAUCUGAAUCUGACAAUGCUUCUAAUGAUGAUGUUGAUAUAAACCCGGCGAGUCUGACGCUCUCGCCCGAGAAUGUGGUAUACAUGGAUGAGGAGGCGGUCUUCAGCAUGCCAGGAUUGCUUGCAAGCAUGGCAGAGGGACUGCUGCUAUCUCCACCUCCAUUCCUUGGAGGUGGGUCCCAAUGGGAUGACGUGGAGAUUGAAUUUGACGUGUCAUUGUGGAGCUACUCAAUUUGAGUGCAGUCUUGUUGUUGUGUUCGUUUAGGACAAGGGCCCACUCUCUAUUCUUUUUUUAUUUUACUGG